Messenger RNA from Ylistrum balloti, 966 nucleotides. RefSeq lists its product as uncharacterized. The transcript has a single exon. Bases 1 to 966 code for a protein of 321 amino acids. The record is from RefSeq and is a predicted model, not a curated record. Lineage: Eukaryota; Metazoa; Mollusca; Bivalvia; Pectinida; Pectinidae.
AUGCCUUCAGUGAAGUGUCCAAUCCCAGACUGUGACUUUGAAACAGAUGACUUAGAUGCUGCAAUCGUUGCUGCACUUUUGACUACCCAUGCGCUAGUACACACAGCAGCCUCGACUUCUGCAAGCUGUAAUAAAGUGGAAAAAGUCAAACGGCCCACCAUUACAUCCGCUGGCACGAGUGAAGAUUGGUCAUACUUCCUCUCACGAUGGAAAGACUACGUAGAAGCCACUAAAAUAAAGGAAAAGGAACUUGUUAUACAGCUUCUUGAGUGUUGCGAUGAGAAUCUACGGAGAGACCUCACAAGAUCAGCUGGUGGCUCGCUGACGGAUAAGUCUCAAGAAGAUGUAUUAACAGCCAUCAGGAUCCUAGCUGUGCGUGAAGAGAAUACCAUGGUAGCUCGGGUAGCACUGAACAACAUGACACAAGACCGUGAAGAAACUGUGCGCUCAUUUGGGGCUCGACUACGCGGACAAGCAGGUGUGUGCAAGUUUUUAAUACCAUGCCCCAGCUGCGACAACGAAGUCAACUAUACUGACACAAUCUUACGUGAUGUGCUUAUUCGUGGACUCAACGACUCUGAGAUUCAACUUGAUCUCCUUGGGGAAAGAAAUCAAAACAUGACACUUGAACAAACAUUUCAAUUCGUUGAAGCCAAAGAAUCGGGUAAACGUUCUGCAUCUAAACUACUUGUUUCUCAAGGAGCAGAAGCAGCUAGCAGUUCAUAUCGCCGCAAUAAGAGUGCCGCUCGUAUAGUGACUAAGAAAACUGAAAAACAAGAGACACUGUGCACCUAUUGUGGAAAUAAAGGUCAUGGUGCCAAAGCAACGCCACAAACUCGCAAAAAAGAGUGCCCUGCAUAUGGUCAUACAUGCAACAAUUGCAAGCGAAUGAACCACUUUGAGUCUGUAUGCAGAGGCAAACAAAAUGUGACAAACACUAAGACUGAACAGGAAAGUGCUGUUUGA